Molecule: messenger RNA, 1374 nt
Organism: Aspergillus nidulans FGSC A4
Lineage: Eukaryota; Fungi; Ascomycota; Eurotiomycetes; Eurotiales; Aspergillaceae
Product: ribose phosphate diphosphokinase subunit prs2
Exons: 4
Coding region: 156-1118 (320 amino acids)
Biological process (GO): ribonucleoside monophosphate biosynthetic process; nucleotide biosynthetic process
Molecular function (GO): magnesium ion binding; ribose phosphate diphosphokinase activity
Source: RefSeq, a predicted model, not a curated record
UCCGCUUGCUCGACACUGCAUGGUUAUAUCCAGGUCUUUGCAGCUGCUCUAGCAUCACUCUAUUGCACUCCUCCGGCUCUUACUUCACUUGGACGCGCUCUCUUUAGUUUCCCUCGCCCUCUCCGCUUUUUCACCCAGUCAUACUCAUAUCCAUCAUGGCGACGAAUUCUAUCAAGCUUUUGACUGGCAACAGUCACCCGGAAUUGGCAAAUUUGGUGGCAGAUAGGCUCGGUAUCGAACUGACCAAGAUCAUGGUCCUGCAGUACUCGAACCAGGAAACAAGCGUGACAAUUGGAGAGAGUGUCCGAGAUGAGGACGUAUUCAUCCUACAAUCCACCCGGCCGAACGACAUCAACGACGGUCUGAUGGAGUUGCUUAUCAUGAUCAAUGCCUGCAAGACCGCUUCCGCGCGACGCAUCACUGCUGUCAUUCCGAACUUUCCCUAUGCUCGCCAGGACAAGAAGGACAAGAGCCGUGCGCCCAUCACCGCCAAACUCAUGGCAAACAUGCUGCAAACAGCUGGCUGCAACCAUGUCAUCACCAUGGACCUCCACGCUAGUCAAAUCCAGGGCUUCUUCAACGUCCCCGUUGACAACCUGUAUGCUGAGCCCAGUAUGCUUAAGUGGAUCCGGGAGAAUCUUGACGUGAGCAACUGUGUGAUUGUCAGUCCUGACGCUGGUGGUGCUAAGCGAGCGACUGCAAUCGCCGAUCGACUUGAUCUUCAGUUCGCCCUUAUCCAUAAGGAACGCCCCCGUCCCAACGAAGUCUCCCGCAUGGUCCUCGUCGGCAGCGUGAAAGAUAAAGUUGCCAUCAUUGUUGAUGAUAUGGCCGAUACAUGCGGAACACUUGUCAAGGCCGCCGACACAGUGAUGCAGCACGGCGCAAAGGAAGUCAAUGCAAUUGUUGUCCAUGGUAUCCUUUCGGGCAAAGCCAUUGACAAUGUGAACAACAGCUGCUUGAAGCGCAUUGUCGUGACCAAUACUGUCCCUCAUAAGGAGAAGAAGGAGCUCUGUGACAAGAUUGAGACCAUUGAUAUCAGUCCCACGCUCGCCGAGGCUUGCCGCCGAACUCACAACGGCGAGUCCGUGAGCUUCCUGUUUUCCCACACGGUUGCCUAGAGUUUUUUUUCUCGUCCUCAUGUGGGGUUUUUGUGGGGGAUUUUCCGAAAUAUUGUGCAUUACAUCUCUUGAUUUCUCUUUGAUAUGAUACAACUGCAAGUAAUGAAGCAUGAACCAGAAACAAAUUUUUUCAGGAGUCUGUUUGAUCAGGUCGAAAAGUUGACGGCGUCUUUAUCUUUUUAUUUUCUCAGAAACGUUGAGUUCAUGCAUAUGUGUAUAUACCUUAUUAUGCCGUCGGAGUUCAUUGUUUUAGGAU